Ectocarpus sp. CCAP 1310/34 is the source of this 3623-nucleotide messenger RNA. The record is from the annotation of a GenBank genome assembly. NCBI's taxonomy places the organism in Eukaryota, Phaeophyceae, Ectocarpales, Ectocarpaceae.
AUGAUAUACACUUUUGGUUCAACUGCUGCUAUGUACAACUGCACCACCACCGUCGUGACGUCACAUCGGGUUGAACUGGCGUCCGAGAUAACGCAGGAGAAGAGCGCUGCAGUCGGCGCACCAUCGCAAUUUUCGAUGUUCAGUUCAUCCGAGAAAUCUUAGGAAUCAGAGUGUCGCCGUUGGGCGUAAUGGACGAACCGAAGUUCAGAAUUAUUCACGAUCUCACUUUCACCUCUGGCGUGCCAAUCCGUACGAGCGUAAUCACGAUACGGACUUCGAUCAAGCACCUGAAUGCCUCUUGGGUCAUGUGUUGAGUGACAUUCUGAAGCGGGUGCUGUAUUUGCGACAAGCACACGGGGUGUCGUUGGAAAUUCUGAUCUGCCGCAUUGAUGUGAAAGAAGCCUUCCGACAAAUCCCGGUGGAUCCGUCUCGGGCAUCGGUUAUUGGGUACACGAUCUGAGAUCACGUGGUUGUUGACCUUCGGUGUCAAUUUAGAUGGCGAUCGAGCCCAGGGUUUUGGUCCUUGUUCUCGUCCGCCUUGGAACACUCACACACACACCACAUUUCAGGAAGCGUCCGUCUCUCCCGCCUGUGCUGCGGCUGUGCAGGAUGUUCAAGUAGUGUCCCCACCAGACGAAAGUACCGCGGUGCCGUUACCUCUUGAUUGCCAGACUAUUGUGGGUGACGGGGCGUUUCCUGGUUCUCCGUUUUUUGUGCGAUACUACGUUGAUGAUGGCGUGUUGAUUGAAGGGAGAUUUUUCGCUGAUGGUUGCCGAUGUUUGCGCGCGGUGAGUUCUCUCGCUACGGAUCACUUUCGUCUGCUGGGAGAGAGAGGACCAGCAGACCCGCCGUUGUUGCCGCAAGGACAGAUCACCGAUUUCGCUACUCGUUUGGAUGUGUUUGGCUGGACAUUGGACACUCAGCAACUCACGAUCACCAUGACCAACACGAAACAGCAGAAACUGGGACUGAUUUUGACUGCGUGGCCCGCGACGCGGAGAGUCGCUACAGCUCGUCAAGUAGCCGAGUCGACAGGGCUUCUCAUGCACGUUUCAUUCGUGUUGCGGCCAGGAACGUUUUUUGUGGGGCGCCUUUUGUCCGCGGUAGGGAUGCCUGCUUCGUCUGCUUUCGCGUCCCAAGUGCCGAGCCCGAACAGACGUGUAGUGCUGGGUCCAGUAUUCACGAUGACCUCGAAUUUUGGCGGUGGUUGCACGGGCGUAGUCUCUCGUUGCAGUUGAGCGCCCAUGUACAACAUUUUGGAACGCCCACCCAAACUAUCCGUGUUCACCGAUGCGUCUAAGCAAGCAAUUGGAGGGUAUUGUUUGCGGGCCGCCACUUUCGGUAUGAUCUGUCUGUGGAUGAGCAAGCUUGCCUUGUGGGGUCGAGCAAGUCGGUCCAGGGGGUCAAUGAUGUCAGCAUUAACGUGCUAGAGCUCCUGGGCAUGGUCAUGGGGGUGUGGGCGUUGGUGUUGGGUCAAAAGUUACCAGCCUGUGGAGGCGGGUGAUUGUGUGCGACUGUGAGGACACAACAAAGCAGCGACGGCGUGGAUUGAGCGUUGUCGGGGGGGCAUUGAGCCUCGAUCGGGGGCGCUGGUGCGCCUACUGGGGGCGCUUGAGGUAGCCAACUGGUGGCAUUUUNAUCCGUGUUCACCGAUGCGUCUAAGCAAGCAAUUGGAGGGUAUUGUUUGCGGGCCGCCACUUUCGGUAUGAUCUGUCUGUGGAUGAGCAAGCUUGCCUUGUGGGGUCGAGCAAGUCGGUCCAGGGGGUCAAUGAUGUCAGCAUUAACGUGCUAGAGCUCCUGGGCAUGGUCAUGGGGGUGUGGGCGUUGGUGUUGGGUCAAAAGUUACCAGCCUGUGGAGGCGGGUGAUUGUGUGCGACUGUGAGGACACAACAAAGCAGCGACGGCGUGGAUUGAGCGUUGUCGGGGGGGCAUUGAGCCUCGAUCGGGGGCGCUGGUGCGCCUACUGGGGGCGCUUGAGGUAGCCAACUGGUGGCAUUUUCACGCGACCCAUGUUCCCGGCAUACUCAACUCGCUUGCUGAUGGUAUCUCACGUUGGAAUACUAACGAUGUUCAUGAUAACCUGCACGCUGCCUCCCCUCAUGUGGCGUGGCAGAUCGUGGAGUUAGGCCCGAAGGUGCGCGAGUUGUGCUCCACCGUGCUGGCUUCGAGCUCGUCCGGCACGCACUUGCGCCGUCGUCUGAACAAGCUUACGUGGGAUUUUUCUGGAGGGUGGGUGAAGUUUCGAGAGGACGUCGUGGGGAGACCGGCGUUUAUAGUGCCGUCGCCUCCAUCGCCGGACAUUGUUUCGCAAUUGUUGGAGUACGUUGCGUACGCGUUCACGGUGUUGGGCUUGAGGCAGACGACGAUAGCUGGUCAUGUGUCUGCUGUUAAUUUUUUUCACCGCUUGUCGUAUGCGAUGGAAGUGGAUAGAUGCCAUUCAUUGAUCAAGCAGGCGCUCAAAGGGGUGGCACGAGGGCAUGCGGUGUAGGUGUGCAGCAACGGGUGCGACGUCCGGUUUUGUGGUCGAUGCUGAAGGAAGGAGGGCGUCUGGUGCCACCGUGGGGCACGGGUGGGCGCGUGUUAUUUCUGGCGUGGAGUGCGUCAAUAUUUCUUCUUGAUGCGGGCAUGUGAAAUGUUUGCUGGGUCCUCGUUGGUCAUGGAUUCUUGUCAUGGGUUGCAUCGGGGGGGCGUGGCGUUUUUUUCGGGUUCUCAUUAGUUGCCUCAUGAACGGAGGGGAGAGGCCGACAGAGUCGAGGUGCGGUUUCGGUCGUCGAAAGGCGACCAGUUUCGGAAGGGUGCCGUGUGUACGCGGGCGAGGCCGGGGCCUCCCCAGUCUGUGGAUUGUUGUUUGUUGUGGUUGGUUUGCUUCACAUUAAACUCGUGUCAGUUGCUCAUGCCAAAAUCUAGCAAAGACUCGGUCCGUGGACACAAAAAUGCUAGAGCCAUCAGAAGAUCUAAAGAACACACACACUAUUAGCAAGAAAAGGGUACACAAGCCCGAGGAGGUACACCUGCAAUCCCUGCAGCACGUUUACAUGCUCACAACUGAACUACACGCCCACACACUGCAAUUCGACUACAGCAGCAUCAUUACCCCCCUUGUCCCGCAUUUAACCAAAAUGAAUAUUUGUCGACUAAAUACAGCGUACUGCUGCUGUCUGAAGUGCUGUCAGAAUGAGUCCGUGGACAUUCAAUGAAAAACACCCAACCAAAGCCAUCAUUGCAAUUGACAAUAACCCGAAUCUAUCCAGAUCAUCUGUGUUAGGCACAGCAGUGUAAACAUCGACACUGACUAGGAAUCGUUCCACAUUGAAGGGGUCUUCCAUGAUGCAGGUACACCAUGAAGGCACCCGGGUUAUCCGCGCCAUCUCUGCCGCGUCUCUCUACACAACCAGUGACGUCAUCACACACACCCAACACCUGUAUUCAGGAAAAAAACGGAAAAAAAUUGACAACACAAGAGAUGUUUGUCCGUGCGCCACGGUUCGAUGCCGUCAGCGUGGUCCAAAGCCGCUGCUCCGGCGCCGCUGCUCCGGUGCCGCUGUGGCCAGUCCUAGUACGACCAAACUCGACCCGCUCCGCUUCGUACACGCUCUCGUUGCUGUCCAUCCCAGUCGGUUCCU